This is a messenger RNA of Trichosurus vulpecula (common brushtail), 526 nucleotides long. Its product is annotated as prefoldin subunit 3-like. Gene Ontology annotation, cellular component: cytoplasm; prefoldin complex. The record is from RefSeq and is a predicted model, not a curated record. Gene Ontology annotation, molecular function: tubulin binding. The transcript has a single exon. Lineage: Eukaryota; Metazoa; Chordata; Mammalia; Diprotodontia; Phalangeridae. Bases 44 to 526 code for a protein of 160 amino acids. Gene Ontology annotation, biological process: microtubule-based process; tubulin complex assembly; protein folding.
GGGCAUCACCGAGGCGGUGUUUGUGGAAGAUGUAAAUGCUUUUAUGAAACAGCCUGGGAAUGAGUCUGUAGAUAUUGUACUCAAGAAAUUGGAUGAGGAGUAUCAGAAGUAUAAGUUUAUGGAACUUAACCUUGCUCAGAAGAAAAGAAGGCUAAAAAAUCAGAUUCCUGAAAUCAAACAGACAUUACACAUUUUAAAAUAUAUGCAGAAGAAAAAAGAGACCACAAAGCCCCUGGAGACUAGAUUCUUACUGGCUGAUAACCUUUACUGCAAAGCUUCAGUUCUUCCUAGGGAUAAAGUCUGCCUGUGGUUGGGGGCCUAUGUGAUGCUUGAAUAUGACAUUGAUGAAGCUCAGGCUCUCUUGGAGAAGAACCACUGCACUGCUACCAGCAAUUUGGAAUCUCUCGAGGAAGACUUGGACUUCCUUCGGGAUCAGUUUUCUACCACAGAAGUCAAUAUGGCUCAGGUUUACAACUGGGAUGUCAAGAGAAGAAACCAAGAUGAGCCCACCAAAGCUAAAGUCUAG